AUGGAGGGCUUCAUGGACUCGGGGACCCAGACGGACGCGGUGGUGGUGCUGUCCCUGGCGCAGGCCGCCGUGCUGGGCCUGGUCUCCGAGAACGAGCUCUUUGGCGCCACCAUCAGCGCCGACGCCUUCUACCCGGACCUGGGCCCCCCGGAGCUGUCAUCGGCGGCCGCAUCCGCGGCCUCUUCCCUGGGGGAGCCGGGCCCCCCGGACCCCGAUGUCUACCAGCUCGCCUGCCACGGACGCGGCCUGGACGAGCCGGCGGCGGAGGAGGAGGUGCUGGAGGUGGAGGCGGCCUUUGAGAAGCACACGCGGCGGAAGACACGGCCACCGGUGCGCCUGGUGCCCAAGGUCAAGUUUGAGAAGGUGGAGGAGGAGGAGGAGGAGGAGGAGGAGGAAGUCUACGAGGUGUCUGUGUCCGGCGGCUGCAAUGACAAGGAUGCAGGCCCCGCUGAGGUCCCCAGUGACGUGGCCGGCGGCUGCGAGGCCCUGGUGCAGAGCAGCGCGGUCAAGAUGAUCGACCUGAGCGCCUUCAGCCGCAAGCCCCGGCCGCUGCGGCCCCUGCCCCGCGCCCCAGCCCCGCGGCCAGAGCUGGACCUGGCCCCCUACGCCCCCCACUUCCCCGAUCCCGCCCGGGAUGUCGUCUAUCCGGAGCCCGACGCCUUGCCCUUGACCUUGACCUCCGAGUGUGGCUUUGAGCCGCCGCCGCCUCCGCCGCACCUGGCCCCGCUGGGCGACCCCGAGGCGCCCCCCGCCUCCGCCGCCACCGUGGGGACCCCGGAGCCCCUGAAGCCCGAGGAGGGGGGCUUCGUGUGGCAGGAGGCCGGAGAGCUGGAGGCAGCCGCCGGCUCGACCGCCGAUCGGCACAAGAAGGCCCAGCUCGACCGGCUGGACAUCAACGUGCAGAUCGACGACUCGUACCUGGUGGAGGCGGGCGACCGGCAGAAGCGCUGGCAGUGCCGCAUGUGCGACAAGUCGUACACGUCCAAGUACAACCUGGUCACGCACAUCCUGGGCCACAACGGCAUCAAGCCGCACGCGUGCCCGCACUGCGGCAAGCUCUUCAAGCAGCCCAGCCACCUGCAGACGCACCUGCUCACGCACCAGGGCACGCGGCCCCACAAGUGCCAGGUGUGCCACAAGGCCUUCACGCAGACCAGCCACCUCAAGCGCCACAUGCUGCUGCACUCCGAGGUGAAGCCCUACAGCUGCCGCUUCUGCGGCCGCGGCUUCGCCUACCCCAGCGAGCUCCGGGCCCACGAGGGCAAGCACGAGAGCGGCCGCUGCCACGUGUGCGUGGAGUGCGGCCUGGACUUCUCCACGCUGGCGCAGCUCAAGCGCCACCUGGCCUCCCACCAGGGCCCCACCCUCUACCAGUGCCUCGAGUGCGACAGGGCCUUCCACUACCGCAGCCAGCUGCACAACCACAUGCUCAAGCACCAGAACGUGCGGCCCUUCGUGUGCACCGAGUGCGGCAUGGAGUUCAGCCAGGUGCACCACCUCAAGCAGCACUCGCUCACGCACAAGGGCGUGAAGGAGUUCAAGUGCGAGGUGUGCGGCCGGGAGUUCACGCUGCAGGCGAACAUGAAGCGGCACAUGCUGAUCCACACGAGCGUCCGGCCCUACCAGUGCCACAUCUGCUUCAAGACCUUCGUGCAGAAGCAGACCCUCAAGACCCACAUGAUUGUACACUCGCCCGUGAAGCCGUUCAAGUGCAAGGUGUGCGGGAAGUCCUUCAACCGCAUGUACAACCUGCUGGGCCACAUGCACCUGCACGCGGGCAGCAAGCCCUUCAAGUGCCCCUACUGCUCCAGCAAGUUCAACCUCAAGGGCAACCUGAGCCGGCACAUGAAGGUCAAGCACGGCGUCAUGGACAUCGGCCUGGACAGCCAAGACCCCAUGAUGGAGCUGGCGGGCGCCGACCCCUCGGAGCUGGACGGCCAGCGGGAGAUGGAGGACUUUGAGGAGAGCGCCUACACGUACGGGGGCGUGGACGGCGGCGCCGAGGCCAGCGUGCUCACCGAGCAGGCCAUGAAGGAGAUGGCCUACUACAACGUGCUAUAG
Pipistrellus nathusii (Nathusius's pipistrelle) is the source of this 2061-nucleotide messenger RNA. The record is from the annotation of a GenBank genome assembly. NCBI's taxonomy places the organism in Eukaryota, Metazoa, Chordata, Mammalia, Chiroptera, Vespertilionidae.